UGCACUUUGACCGUCUCUUUUCUGUUGUGGGGUGUUGUUGUGUUCAGUUCUCAACUCUGCAAGAAGCUAAGAGAACAUUUGAAUGAAAGAUCAUGACUGAAGAGGGGUUUGAUGUGAUGGUGGUUGGCUCCUGUAUGACUGACUUGGUGAGCCAGGCACCAAGACUACCAAAAGCUGGGGAAACCAUCCAUGGUCACAAGUUCUUCAUUGGCUUUGGAGGGAAGGGGGCCAACCAGUGCAUACAGGCUGCAAGACUGGGAGCCAAAACCGCAAUGGUCUGCAAGGUUGGUAAAGACUUCUUUGGAGACAAUUACAUUCAGAAUUUCAAAGACUAUGGUGUAAACACAGACUUUGUCGGGCAAGCAUCUGAUGCAGCCACAGGAGCUGCCUCAAUCAUUGUAAACGAUGCAGCGGUGAAAGACAAAGCAAGAAGAACAACACACAAAUGCACGACAAAACGUGAUAAUGCCAUUGUGAUCGUGGCUGGUGCCAACAUGCUGCUGGGCAGUGAGGAGCUGCACAGAGCUCUUCCAGCCAUCAGUCAUGCAAAGGUCCUUGUGUGCCAGCUGGAGAUCAGCCCUCAGACGUCCUUGCAGGCGCUACGCAUGGCUCAGGAGAACAAAGGUCAGUGAG
Molecule: messenger RNA, 633 nt
Organism: Notothenia coriiceps (black rockcod)
Lineage: Eukaryota; Metazoa; Chordata; Actinopteri; Perciformes; Nototheniidae
Gene: rbks
Product: ribokinase
Exons: 7
Coding region: 93-632 (179 amino acids)
Biological process (GO): D-ribose metabolic process
Cellular component (GO): cytosol
Molecular function (GO): ribokinase activity
Source: RefSeq, a predicted model, not a curated record